CUAGAAGCUAAUAUAUCAAUAAAACAUCUGCUGUUGAUGAAUGUUUUGGUUUCCAUAGUAACUUUGCUUGUAGUAAAACAAUAGCUGUAAUUUUAUAAAUGGAAAUCUUUAAAUUAAUAACCAGUCUUGCAAAAACUUACUAUCAUGUUUUAUAGUGGAUCAAUUAGUUUCGAAAACCAUCGUUUUUGAAGUAAAUGAACUCGACUAAUAUUUAAAUGAGUGUUCUAUCUAUUAUUUUAAAGAAUGCGUUUUAAAACAUAUCUCGGAAAAGAACCUCGGCAUUCAGACAUUGUAAGUUGCAUUGCGUGGAAUACGACAGAUGAAGUAUUAUCGUGUGCUGAUGAUCAUGAGGUGUUGAUUUGGAAUCUUAUCACCAAUGAAACAACUAAGCUGCUCACCCUUUCAAAUGAUCUCUUUCCAACUGAUAUGCAUAUAUUAAAAACAUCAAAUCCUUCUGGAUUGAAGAAACAAAUUGGUGGAGAUGUUUUUGUCAUAACAACUACUGAUGGAAAGUUCCACUUGAUCAACAGAACUGGACGCAUUGAAAAAAGUGUUGAAGCGCAUAGAGGUGCUGUGCUUGCUGGUCGUUGGAGUUAUGAUGGAACAGCUUUCGCCACUGCUGGUGAAGAUGGUAGUGUAAAAAUUUGGUCUAGAAGUGGAAUGCUGAGAUCAACUUUGGUUUCUACAAGCUUUCCUAUAUAUUCUCUUGCGUGGGGACCAAAUUCAGACCAAAUAUUACACACUUCAAGCCGCCAGCUCGUCAUAAAACCUUUACAGCCAAACUCUAAACCUCUGCAGUGGCGUGCUCACGAUGGUUUAAUUUUGAAAGUGGCCUGGAAUCCUAGUAACAAUCUUAUUAUUUCUGGUGGAGAAGAUUGCAAAUAUAAGGUAUGGGAUUCUUAUGGCAGAAUUCUGUACAGUAGCCAUGCUAAUGAUUAUCCUGUUACUUCUGUUUCCUGGUCUCCUAAUGGGGAGAUGUUUUGUGUUGGAUCAUUUAACUCUCUACGCCUGUGUGAUAGAACUGGCUGGUCUCAUAGUUUAGACAAACCUGAAACACAAAGUUUAUUUUGUUUGGAAUGGUCAUCAGAUGGAACACAAGUAGCAGGUGCUUGUGGAAAUGGACAUGUCAUCUUUGCUCAUGUUGUUGAGAGGAGGCUGGAGUGGAAACACUUUGAAGCAACUGUGAGAGGAAGGAAAACAAUUACUGUACAGAAUGUGAGCUUUGAUUUAAUGGAAAAUUUAGACUUCAGGGAUAACAUCAUUAAAGUGUCUUUUGAAUACAACCACCUCAUUGUUCUCACUUCAACACAGUGUUACAUUUACAGCACAAAAAAUUGGAAUACUCCCAUAAUUUUUGACUUGAAGGAAGGAAAUGUUUCUUUAGUAGUUCAAGCUGAAAAGCAUUUUCUGUUUGUGGAUGGUCAGAGUAUGUACAUUUAUAACUACGAUGGUCGCCUAGUGAGCUCUCCCAAGUGGCCGCUCAUGCGUACAGACUAUCUUAACCAAUCCACUGUUAGCUUGAGUAAUGAUACAGUUGCUGUGAGGAACAAAGGGGAUGAGAAAAUUAUUCAUAUCUUUGAUGCUGUGACUGGGAAAUAUGUACCAGACGGAAAACCCUUUACUCAUAAAAUGGAAGUUCUAGAGGUUGCACUAGAUCAGUGUGGUCCAUCCAUCAACAGAAGACUGGCAAUUGUUGAUAAGAACAGAGAUUUGUACCUGUUGAAUGUUAGAGCUUUACCCAAUGCCUCAAAAAAGAUAAUGAAGCUUGGUACAAUGAUGCAUUCAAUUCGAUGGAAUGAUAACUCAAAUAUGUUGGCUUCCCUUCAGGAUGGAAAGUUAAUGAUCUUCUACUACCCAGCAGUCGUCUUUGCCGAUAAGAAUUUAUUAGCUACAACUCUCAUGCAGAAGGAUGACAAUGAUUUUGGAAAGAAUCCCCAAAUAAUGAGCUUUGUGGGAAAUCACGUGAACAUCAGGAGAGCGGAUGGAUCCAUCCUGUCUUCUGCUACUUCACCCUACCCUUCUGUCCUUCAUGGUUAUGUCGCCUCCAAUAGAUGGGAUGAUGCUGUCAGGCUUUGUCGAUACAUAAAAGAUGAAACGUUGUGGGCUUGUUUGGCUGGUAUGUCCCUCUCAUCAAAAGAUCUAAAAACAGCAGAAAUUGCUUAUGCAGCUAUAAAAGAGUCAGACAAAGUGGAGUGUAUUCAGUACAUCAAAAAACUGCCACUGAAAGAUCUACAGACAUCAGAGAUGGCUCUCCUGAAUGGGAAUGUGAGAGAGGCAGAGUCUGUGCUGCUGGGAGGAGGCCUCUCAUUCAGAGCCAUCAUGCUCAACCUUCGCCUAUACAGGUGGGAUAGAGCUUUAGAGCUUGCUGCUAAGAAUGGAAAUCAUGUUGAUACAGUCUUGGCAUUUAGACAAAAGUAUUUAGAGACCUUAGACAUGCCUGAAGAUAAAUCAAAUUUCUUACAAUUAAUGAAAGAAGUUGAAGUGAAGUGGGAUGCGGUGAAUGAAAAAAUUGAAGAAGAAUACAAAAAGGAAAAAAAUAUGACUCCCUCAGAUCCUGCGGCGCGUCGAAGGACAUCACUGAUGCUUUGAGUCACCUUACUGGAAAUAAAUAUAUUUUUUACGACUUGUGCAAUAUUUUUGAAAAUAUAUUACAAAAUCAUUGUUUGCUUAAAUAACAUUAUGUAUCAUGACUAAUAAAAUAUCCUUUUGUUUU
Messenger RNA from Parasteatoda tepidariorum (common house spider), 2713 nucleotides. It is a transcript of the gene Oseg5, whose product is annotated as intraflagellar transport protein Oseg5. NCBI's taxonomy places the organism in Eukaryota, Metazoa, Arthropoda, Arachnida, Araneae, Theridiidae. Gene Ontology annotation, molecular function: protein binding. The record is from RefSeq and is a predicted model, not a curated record. Gene Ontology annotation, biological process: cilium assembly. Gene Ontology annotation, cellular component: intraciliary transport particle B; cilium.